This is a messenger RNA of Oppiella nova, 252 nucleotides long. Lineage: Eukaryota; Metazoa; Arthropoda; Arachnida; Sarcoptiformes; Oppiidae. The record is from the annotation of a GenBank genome assembly.
AUGGCGGGCAUUUCAUCGCAACAUUUAGAUGAUGUGAAUACCAGAAAAUUUAUUUUUGAUUUUAUUGACUCUCACGGAGGCAUCGAAGCGGCCAUUAAAGGGGUCGACAAAUCUUUUCAAGCCAAAGAGAGUAUUGAAACCAAAAGCAAAGAACCAAUUAAUAAGUCCAAAGAAACUGCAAUUAAUUUAAAUAAAACAGAAAACACAACCUCUCCCCCCACCACCACCACCACCACCACUACCAUCAUAUGA